AUGAAGUCAAUGUACCCUUUCCCCGGUCUCCCCGACGACGAAGAAGCAGGCCUUGAUUGCGGCUUCCUCGUCAUGACGGCCGAACAGGUCAAGGACAUCUUCGAGCCUGUUGUCAAGGAAGUGUGUGACCUCGUCCAGGGCCAGGUUCGCGAUCUUCGCUCCAAGGGCGGUAUCGUCUCCGGCAUCAUCCUUGUCGGCGGCUUUGGCCAGAGCGACUAUCUCUACCGUCGUCUUAAGACGCAUUUCGCGAGCGCCGCCCCGCCUCCCUAUACCGAACGCCCGACACACGCCACGGCCACGGCCCUCACCGAGGCCGGCUCCAUCGAGGUCAUGCAGCCCGUCUACGCCUGGACAGCCGUUGUACGAGGCGCCGUCCUCCGUGGUCUCGAGGGCAGCAUGGUCAUAUCGCGCAAGGCCCGCAUGCACUACGGCACCUCGUAUGCCACAGUCUAUGACGAUGAAAAGCACUCCGUCAGCGAGCGCUACUGGUCACCUUUGUGGGAACGCUGGAUGGUCUCCGAUCGUAUGCAGUGGCACAUUGCCAAGGGCGAGGCCAUCUCGCCCGUGUCUCCUAUUGCUUUUCACUACACGCGCAACUUCCGCCCUGGACAGAGCCUCGUUGUCACGGACGAUCUCAUCGCGUGCGAGGCUGAUGAGCCGCCGGUCGCGUACGGGCGGGAUCUCGUUAACGUGUGUACACUAACGACGGACCUCAACGCCGUGCCGCGAAGCUUAUUCACGAGGCUGACAACGACGAGGGGUGUCGAGUUUGAUAAUCUCGAUUUCACGCUAGAAAUGAUAGUCGACAGCGCAGGUCUCGGUUUCGAGCUCAAGGUCGAUGGCGUCCGAUAUGGACGUGUAGAGGCAGAUUUCCACUGA
Molecule: messenger RNA, 879 nt
Organism: Verticillium alfalfae VaMs.102
Lineage: Eukaryota; Fungi; Ascomycota; Sordariomycetes; Glomerellales; Plectosphaerellaceae
Exons: 2
Coding region: 1-879 (292 amino acids)
Source: RefSeq, a predicted model, not a curated record